ACUGUAGAUUAUCAGGACAUUAUGUAUCCAGCCUGGACGUUUUGGGAGGGGGGACCAGCUGUGUGGCCGAUCUACCCAACUGGGUUAGGGCGCUGGGACCUAAUGAGUGAAGAUCUGAAACGGGCGGCUCAGCUCUGGCCCUGGGAGAAGAAAAUAUCAAAAGGUUAUUUCAGAGGAUCCAGGACGAGCCCUGAGCGAGACCCACUGAUUCUCCUGUCUCGGGAGAGUCCAGAUCUGGUAGAUGCAGAAUACACCAAGAACCAAGCCUGGAAAUCUGAGCGGGAUACGUUAGGAAGACCUCCUGCCAAAGAAGUGCCACUAGUGGAUCAUUGUGCUUUCAAGUACUUAUUUAAUUUCCGUGGGGUGGCAGCCAGUUUCCGGCUAAAGCACCUCUUCCUGUGUGGAUCUCUGGUAUUUCAUGUGGGUAAAGAAUGGCAGGAAUUCUUUUACCAUCGACUGGAGCCAUGGGUGCAUUAUGUGCCCGUCAGCCAGGAGUUGACUGAGCUACGGGAGCUCUUGCAGUUUGUGAAGGAGAAUGAUGACGAAGUAAAGAAGAUUGCAGAAAGGGGAAACCAUUUUAUGUCCCAACACCUACGAAUGGAUGAUGUGCUGAGUUACUGGAAGACGCUGCUCACUCAGUAUUCCAAGCUGCUGCAGUAUAAGGUUACGCGCCGGAAAGAGUACAGGGAAGUGACCUUACGGCCUAGACACAAUGAACUCUGACCUUUUACCGGACGAGGAAGAAUAAGCUGGACCUCACUACAUGGUUUCUUCAAUACCAAUCACAGUGCUAGGUAGACUUGCUGAGCAUCACAUGGGAUGUAGCGGUAUAUUGAAAUCCAUAAAUGCUGUGCCGGUUAUGAUGUGG
Molecule: messenger RNA, 868 nt
Organism: Bombina bombina (fire-bellied toad)
Lineage: Eukaryota; Metazoa; Chordata; Amphibia; Anura; Bombinatoridae
Gene: POGLUT1
Product: protein O-glucosyltransferase 1
Biological process (GO): positive regulation of Notch signaling pathway; protein O-linked glycosylation
Cellular component (GO): endomembrane system
Molecular function (GO): UDP-glucosyltransferase activity; UDP-xylosyltransferase activity
Source: RefSeq, a predicted model, not a curated record